AUGAACUCCUACUACGUCUUUCUACCUGUCCUUCUUCUUCUUGUUCGAAGAUUAUCAGCAAGCUAUGGAAUAGAAGAACCUGCUGUAGCUGUAGAGCCCGCGCACGUCGACGUUCCUUUAGCACAUGCUCAUGUCGCUCCGGUAGCCCCAGUAGUUCCCGUCGGCCCAGUGGCUCCAGUAGUCCCUUCAGUUCCUGCUGUUGUUCCUGCGGUAGACUAUCAUGUGUAUGAUCACCACCACCCUUAUUCUGAACUUCAUAAUGUAGCGAAAUCUUACGCUAAAGAAGCAGGUCAUGCCUUAGAAACAGCUAUGGUUUCUGGACAUGGACAUGUAAAUGGCUUUGGACUACAUGCUCCCCAUCUCGCAGACCCCUUCAGCCUCAUAGAACCUUGGCGAUCACGUCUUCACCAUCAUAAGGCUGCUAAAAAAGUUCAUAAAACUCAAAAAACUGUGAACAAGAAAACUCAUUAA
Messenger RNA from Strongylus vulgaris, 471 nucleotides. Lineage: Eukaryota; Metazoa; Nematoda; Chromadorea; Rhabditida; Strongylidae. The record is from the annotation of a GenBank genome assembly.